CGACUCUUAUUAUUAUUAUAGUUCUUCUUGUGAUUCUCUGCAUUCCCCCCACCCACCAGAGUUAAUUUUAUUUUCAGAAACCCAGAUUCAAAUGGCAACGGAGAGUUCUAAUUCCAACGGAAAGUCUGUGCUUGACUUGGAAGACAAAUCCGGCGUCGCUGGCGGCGUUGAGGAUGUUUACGGUGAGGACAGUGCCACCAUUGAUCAGCUCGUUACGCCCUGGACGGUCUCUGUCGCUAGUGGAUAUAGUUUGUUGCGUGAUCCUCAUUACAACAAGGGACUUGCCUUCACUGAGCAAGAGAGGGAUGCCCAUUACCUUCGAGGCCUACUCCCCCCUUCAAUUUCUUCUCAAGCCCUUCAAGAGAAGAAAUUGAUGCACAAUCUUCGUCAGUAUGACGUUCCACUCCAAAGAUACAUUGCAAUGAUGGAUCUUCAGGAGAGAAAUGAAAGGCUAUUUUACAAACUUCUUAUUGAUAACGUUGAGGAAUUGCUCCCAGUUGUGUACACUCCAACAGUUGGUGAAGCUUGUCAAAAGUAUGGAAGUAUUUUCAGGCGUCCACAGGGUCUUUUCAUCAGUUUGAAAGAGAAGGGAAAGAUUCUUGAAGUGCUCAAGAACUGGCCUGAGAAAAGUAUUCAAGUCAUUGUUGUUACUGAUGGUGAGCGUAUAUUGGGUCUUGGGGAUCUUGGCUGCCAGGGAAUGGGUAUUCCUGUAGGAAAACUGUCUCUCUACACAGCUCUUGGAGGUGUUCGUCCUUCAGCGUGUUUACCCAUCACCAUUGAUGUUGGUACCAACAAUGAGAAGUUGUUGAAUGAUGAGUUCUAUAUUGGUCUCAAGCAAAGGAGGGCAACCGGACAGGAAUACGCAGAGCUUCUUGAGGAGUUCAUGUCUGCUGUUAAACAGAAUUAUGGGGAGAAAGUUCUCAUUCAGUUUGAAGACUUUGCCAACCACAAUGCAUUUGAGCUUCUAUCGAAAUACCGUACAAGUCAUCUUGUGUUUAAUGAUGACAUACAGGGAACUGCAUCCGUGGUGCUAGCUGGGCUUGUUUCAGCUUUGAAAUUAACUGGCGGAGCCUUGUCUGACCAUACAUUCUUGUUCCUUGGUGCCGGAGAGGCUGGAACUGGUAUAGCUGAACUCAUCGCUCUUGAAAUAUCAAAGAAGACAAAUAUUCCUGUGGAAGAGACACGCAAGAAGAUUUGGCUUGUGGACUCGAAGGGACUGCUUGUUAGCUCUCGCAAGGAAUCCCUUCAGCAUUUCAAGAAGCCAUGGGCUCAUGAACACGAACCUGUCAAGACUCUUCUGGAGGCUGUCAAGGCAAUUAAGCCGACUGUCCUGAUUGGAACAUCUGGAGUUGGAAAAACAUUUACAAAAGAUGUUAUCGAAGCCAUUGCAUCCUUCAAUAAGAAACCUGUCAUCUUUUCCCUUUCAAACCCAACUUCUCAAUCUGAAUGUACAGCUGAGGAAGCUUAUACAUGGAGCGAGGGCCGUGCAAUCUUUGCCAGUGGAAGUCCGUUUGACCCUGUUGAGUACAAUGGGAAGGUUUACGUGCCAGGCCAGGCAAACAACGCAUAUAUAUUCCCCGGGUUUGGUUUGGGUUUGAUUAUGUCCGGUACAAUUCGUGUGCACGACGAUAUGCUAUUAGCAGCUUCGGAAGCUUUGGCAGCACAAGCGACUGAUGCAAACUAUGAGAAGGGAUUGAUUUACCCGCCAUUCACCAAUAUCAGGGAGAUCUCAGCCCAGAUUGCUGCUAAAGUAGCUGCCAAGGCAUAUGAGCUGGGCCUAGCCUCACGUCUCCCUCGCCCCGAUAAUCUAGUCAAGUUUGCAGAAAGCUGCAUGUACAGCCCAGUGUACCGUUACUACCGUUGAAGAAAAUCCAUCAAGGAUGGUUAAAACCUGCAGAGUUUUAUUACUUAUGUUCCAAUUUCCUGUCUUAAUAGUGUGUGUUUUAAUCUUUGUAUUAUUACUAUUAUUCAGAGUAGUAGUACUAGUUUACUAGUAAGUUUCAUUUUACUAAACUGGGCAUAUGUGUCACGGUUUUUUGCUUUGGCUUAUGUAACAAUAAGAGAGAAAUCCAAUCCUGUAUUUUUUUAUUAAUGAGUAAUGAAAUCCCAAUCAAUUAUUUAA
This is a messenger RNA of Impatiens glandulifera, 2122 nucleotides long. RefSeq names its product NADP-dependent malic enzyme-like. Gene Ontology annotation, biological process: malate metabolic process; pyruvate metabolic process. The coding region runs from base 92 to 1864 and encodes 590 amino acids. NCBI's taxonomy places the organism in Eukaryota, Viridiplantae, Streptophyta, Magnoliopsida, Ericales, Balsaminaceae. The transcript is spliced from 19 exons. Gene Ontology annotation, cellular component: chloroplast. Gene Ontology annotation, molecular function: NAD binding; malate dehydrogenase (decarboxylating) (NADP+) activity; malate dehydrogenase (decarboxylating) (NAD+) activity. The record is from RefSeq and is a predicted model, not a curated record.